AAUACACACAGUUGUAGCGUUCAAAAUCCGAUGGUUAGCUUCAACUGUCUUCUAAUUGUUUCUUAUUAAUUCUUGUUACAGAUAAUUGUAACAACAUGGUUUAUUAUUUUACAUCGAACGUGGUUGAUCCGUCCGCUUUUAUCUAUGUCGGGAAAGACAAAUUUGAGAAUGAGGAUCUCAUAAAGUAUGGACUAGAGAAGGAUGUUUGGUUUCACGUUGAUAACCUAUCAAGUGCGCACGUCUACCUUCGACUCCGUGAUGGUGAAUUAUGGGACAAUCUCCCGCAGCCGCUCCUAGAAGACUGCGCACAACUUACAAAGGCAAAUUCUAUCGAGGGAAACAAAAGGGACAAUAUCACGGUAAUCUAUACGCCAUGGUCGAACCUAAUGAAGGAUGGAUCGAUGGCUGCCGGUCAAGUCUCAUUCCACAACUCCAAGCUGGUGCGAAAAGUAUUUGUGCGGCAAAGGGAGAACGCCAUAGUCAAUCGACUAAAUAAGACGCGUGUCGAAAAGUUCCCUGAUCUCAUGGCGGAGAAAGAGGAUUUUCUGAAGAAGAAGCAGAGGGAGGAGAGGAAGAGCAGAGACGAACUGCGGGCAAGAGAGAAACAGGAAAAGAGAGAAAGGGAACAGCUCAAGUGGCAGAAAGAGCAUGCCUAUGAUGAUCUGAUGAGUGAGGAGAACAUCCAGGCAAGCAGUAAUCAUGAUCGGGAUCCCAACUUUCUAGAUGACUUCAUGUGACUGCGAAGACCAGCUGUGGAACCGCGCAUUUUUAUAUACCAGACCAAUCGUUCCAAUUCCACGUCAAGUUGGACGUAGUGUUCUUAGUUCUACCUAAAAACCGGUCACUGUCGGAAACUCCAAACCAAGCUCUUUAUAAUUUCAAAAAUUCGUUUCUUCUCUUCUUUAAACUUUCGCAAUCCUUUUCGCUAUUUGUUUAAUGAUGUCCUUCAUGGUUAUAAUACUCUGCCAUCUCUUAUGUUUUCUAGCACACUGUAUUAGAAGCGAAUUACUCGGUGUGGUGCACAUACUAGCGUAUGAGCAUCCUUCACUAGACCUCAGACCAGCUUGGACACUACCUGAAUAUGGAAAGUCAAACCCAUUCAUAUCAUAGAAAAGUAACAUAAAAAUUGUCCACCCACUUUUUUCCUUUGAUAUUUGGCCUGAGUCACUGGUGCUUUCGCAAACGCAUUCGUUUGCGGUACUUAAGC
Aspergillus alliaceus is the source of this 1207-nucleotide messenger RNA. RefSeq names its product putative DUF814 domain protein. Lineage: Eukaryota; Fungi; Ascomycota; Eurotiomycetes; Eurotiales; Aspergillaceae. The record is from RefSeq and is a predicted model, not a curated record. The transcript has 4 exons. The coding region runs from base 96 to 737 and encodes 213 amino acids.